Spodoptera litura is the source of this 773-nucleotide messenger RNA. The record is from RefSeq and is a predicted model, not a curated record. Lineage: Eukaryota; Metazoa; Arthropoda; Insecta; Lepidoptera; Noctuidae.
GUCAAAUGACGCGUCGUGUCGACGACCAUACAGUCGUCGACACAGUUUGAGUUUUUUUAAGAUGCAAGCAUUCGUCUUGUAAUCGUCAUACAAUCGUCAAUUAACGAAAGCCUACUUAUGACGUGCAGUUACGUGGACAAUGAGCCUAAGGCCUAUUAUUUGGGCUCACUGUCACUGCAGCGAGAUAUCAGUAAAAACUACAAUCCAACAAGUUGGUCGGUUAAUGGCGCAGACACAAUAGAAGAUGUGCUGCGGAGAUUAUGUCCAAAAUUGAACAUGUCCAAAAGAAUACCUGUAAAAGACUGUAAAGGUGUCAAGAUAUUCGAUUUCGAGCUUUUCUACCCUCAUUAUUACUUGGAACUCGACGAGAUAUUUCAGCCGCCUUCAGAAAGAUUUGACUUACAUCGUCCAUAUACGUAUCAUAUGUGGAACUUCUUGAGCCACAACAUGACCAUAUAUAAGGGUACCGUGUACCAGAUCCUGGCUAAAACUUUCUGUCCGACUAUUUAUGAUACCUACCGCCAUGAGUUUUAUGCUGAUACAGUGAAAGUAGAAGAAAAAGUAAUUAAAAACUAAGUUACAAAUGGUUUAAUUUUAUUUUAUAGUGGUUUAAUUGUUUUAUUUUAAGUAUGUAGUUCUAUUUAUUGAAUACCUUGUGGUAUGGUGGCGAAAUAAUCGAUCUCUAUUAUCAAAAUUGGAAUGUAAAAUAUUUUGCUAUCCAGGGUUUAUUUUUUCAAGUAGUCAGCCUUUCCGAGUCUAAUUGUAGUUUCUGU